UUUUGGGGCUAAGGCAAGGGCUUCACCUUCCUUGCCCUAGAACCGCCCUUGAAUGCUGGCCUCUAAAAUUACGAUCUUGUUGGCUAAGCCUCUGUCUAUUAAUCAAACAAAGCAAAUCCAUGCUGCAAUACUUGUUAACGGUCUCUUGAAUCUUGAGUCCUCACUAGUUCAGCAGAUAAUUAACUCUACAAGCAAUUAUUCUUGGAAUACCUCACGGUAUAUUCAGCUAAUCCUCAUCCAUGUGCAUAAUUUAGAUGUUUUCUCAGUUGCUUCCACCAUCCGCUUCUUUUCUCGGCAUUGUCAAUUCAGGGAGGCCAUUGAUUUAUAUGGAACGUUGCAGAGAUGUGGGGUUAGUCCCAACACUUUUGCUGUAUCAUCUGCUUUAAAGGCGUGUGCUAGGAUUUUGUACAGGUCUGGUGGGAUAUCUAUUCAUGCACAAGUUUACAAGUAUGGCUUCUGUAAUGCUGUCUAUGUUCAGACAGCUCUAGUAGAUUUUUAUUCAAAAGUGGGUAAUAUGGACUUUGCCCAUAAUAUCUUUAGUGAGAUGGUCGGGAAAAAUAUAGUAUCAUGGAAUUCAAUACUAGGUGGAUAUUUAAAAUCUGGGGACUUAGCAAAGGCACAAAGGGUUUUUGAUGAAAUGCCUGAGAAAGAUGUCAUUUCUUGGAACAUAAUCAUUUCUGGGUAUGCGAGGGUGGGGAAUAUGGAGCAAGCAUAUGCUUUGUUUCGAGAGAUGCCAGAGAGAAGUCCUGCCUCAUGGAAUGCUAUGAUCAGCGGAUAUGUAGAUUGUAGGAACGUAGAAUUAGCUCGCAGUUUCUUUGAGGCAAUGGACCAAAAGAAUAAUGUUUCAUAUAUCAUAUUGAUUUCUGGAUACUCAAUGUGUGGAGACGUUGAAUCUGCUGAGGAACUCUUUGGACGAUUAAUUAAGAAAGAUCAACUUGUAUAUAAUGCCAUGAUAGCUUGUUAUGCUCAAAACAGCCAGGCAAAAGAGGCUCUGCAGCUAUUCAAUGAAAUGCUUCAGUUAGAUUUACAACCUGAUAAAAUGACCUUGGCAAGUGCACUUUCUGCUUGUUCUCAGCUGGGAGAUUUGAAGUUUGGUUCUUGGAUUGAGUCUUUCAUGAAUGAAACUGGAAUUCAAAUGGAUGACUACUUGGUUACCAGUUUGAUCGACCUGUAUGCAAAAUGUGGAAGUGUCGAUAAAGCUUACAAGCUGUUUCACGGCUUGAAAAAGAAGGAUUUGGUAGCAUAUACUGCAAUGAUACUGGGAUGUGGAAUAAAUGGUAGGGCUGAUGAUGCUAUCAAAUUGUUUGAUGAGAUGAUGAAUGCUGAAAUCAACCCAAACGUAGUCACCAUCACAGGGAUAUUGACUGCCUACAGUCACAUUGGUAUGGUAGAAGAAGCAUACCGUUGCUUUAUCUCCUUGCAAAAGUAUGGACUUUCUCCCACAGUUGAUCAUUACGCUAUAGUAGUUGACCUUUUAAGUAGGGCAGGGCGGUUAGACGAAGCACAUGGCUUGAUCAACAGCAUGCCAGUGCGGCCUCAUGCUGGUGUCUGGGGAGCAUUGCUUCUCGGUUGCAGUUUGCAUAACAACUUAGAGCUUGGGGAGACUGCAGCCAGGCAUUGUAUGGAGUUGGAACCUGAGAGUUCGGGCUAUCUUUCUCUUCUAGGAAAUAUCUAUGCUUCCUCGGGAAGGUGGGAUGAUGCUGAGAGGUUGAGAAAAGGGGUUGAAGAAAAGGGAUAUGGCAAGCUACCUGGUUGCAGUUGGAUGGAAGUAAAAGCUUAGAAGGUCUUCUUUGCAAGGACAUGAUUCCAACUGUAAUACUUUGCUCAUACUGUUAACAGUUUUCAUCUUUUGCAGUAUCAAUUCAAGAUGAAUGCUUUUGUGCAGCCUCUUCAUUUUGGCCCUUCUGGACUGCCUAUCAUAUCCCACUUCAUAAUUUUGGCUGUUAUUGGCUGGUUAAGAUGUCUCUACUUCCACCAUGAAAUAACUUGAUGGAGAUGACUGUUAAUUGGAGCAGGGAAACGUAACAGUAUCUCAAGAGACUCAGAUAUACAAGGUUUUGGCAUUUGACGGAAAACAGAGUUAGGCGGGCUGGUUCCUGAUGAAUAAACAACACCAAAAUUUUGGAAUCUGAAUGCACCUCCAAAGGCAAAUUGUGGCUGUGGGAAAAACCUUUGUGAAGCAGGAAUUCCCGAACUUAUGACCUCUUUAAACUUAUGACCUCAACCAAAAAAAAGUGCAGAGACCACGAUUAAAUGUUGAUCUGAUGGCCAAAUGCUGGCGUAUUAUUGCUCUAUCUUGCAUCAGUAUGUAAGGCAGAGUGUGCAAAGAGGUAUGGAAUCACAACUACAGUGAGUAUCUAGCUCCGAAGUUACCAUGUCAGUGUCGCAGAUAUUGGUACAAGUUACAACAAAGGGAGGGAUGUGGAACCUCUGUGGAUUAAGUGACUAAAGUUGAAAUCUGAUACUGGACGGAUGGCUAUGCGAUGAGAUGAAUCUUGAAGUGCCUGUACUUCAACAACAUAUUAAAAAUCUUAGAUGAGCUAUAAAACAUUCUCCUGAUCCUACCAAGUCUGGUAUUAGUGGAAGAAGACCUUGGCCAUUUCCUGUGGGGCCUAUGUUAGCGCGAUGGUGACAUAGUAAAUUGGUCUGCAUGCAUCUCGAUAAAUCUUCUGUCCUAUUACAGGGCAGAGCAGUACAAAUUCCAUCAUACUUUUAUCUCCUGAGAGAUAACGAGAGAUCUGUUCACGUCAUUGGAUAGAAAUCGUAUAUGCUGCACAUUUUUCUUGAUGAUUUUUCUGUUUCUUCAAAAAACUUGAAAACACUUUUUGGUACUCAUAAGAGUGAACUUCAAAGAGAUAGACCAAAGGUUAUACAAACCCUGCUUGCAAACAA
Messenger RNA from Nicotiana attenuata, 2892 nucleotides. Its product is annotated as pentatricopeptide repeat-containing protein At4g22760. The record is from RefSeq and is a predicted model, not a curated record. Gene Ontology annotation, molecular function: protein binding; RNA binding. Bases 53 to 1780 code for a protein of 575 amino acids. Lineage: Eukaryota; Viridiplantae; Streptophyta; Magnoliopsida; Solanales; Solanaceae. The transcript has 2 exons. Gene Ontology annotation, biological process: RNA modification.